Molecule: messenger RNA, 1011 nt
Organism: Ostreococcus tauri
Lineage: Eukaryota; Viridiplantae; Chlorophyta; Mamiellophyceae; Mamiellales; Bathycoccaceae
Product: DNA methylase, N-6 adenine-specific, conserved site
Exons: 1
Coding region: 1-1011 (336 amino acids)
Biological process (GO): methylation
Molecular function (GO): methyltransferase activity; nucleic acid binding
Source: RefSeq, a predicted model, not a curated record
AUGAAAAAACGACGCGAACGCGACGGUGAUGCGAGCGGUGAUCGCGGUGGGGACGUCUCGACGUCGACGCGGACGAGCGAUGACGUGGGCGCGCGAUGGAAGGCGAGGGAUGGUGACACGCGGAAAUCGAACGGUGAGAUGAAACGUCGCGGGUCGUCGAGUAAAGCGGCGAAGCGCGCGAAGGUGUUGGCGCACCUGUCGGUGAAGACGUCGGGGCGAGUGACGCCGGCGUUGAAGGGUGGAUUGGCGUUCGGGGACGUGGAUGAGGCGGAUCACUGCGAGACGCCGUUCCGAGCGUACAGAGACGUCGAACCGUUCCUGUUCGCGAUCGCAAAGGCGCUGAAGCGAGAGAAGAAAGAUUUGAGGAUAUACGAUCCCUAUUACUGCGAGGGAUCGAUGGUGGAGCACCUCCGAGCGUUGGGAUUCGAGAGCGUGUACAACAGGAACGAGGAUUUUUACGAAAAGGUUGCGACGAAGACGACGCCAGAUUUCGACGUCCUGGUGACCAAUCCACCGUACUCGGGCGAUCACUUUAAGCGAAUCUUGACGUUUUGUCGAGAUUCGAACAAACCGUGGCUGUUACUCCUGCCGAAUUUCGUGUGCAGGAAGUCGUACUACGAGGAGUGCGUGGGCGAACGCGCGAAACCGCUGUUUCUCAUUCCAGACUCGACGAAACCAUAUAGAUAUUGGGCCCCGGGUCGGAACGAAGACGGUGUUCGAGCCAAGGGUACGACUCCGUUCGAGACGUUUUGGUACAUCGAAUUCUCCGGCACGCUCGAUCCCGAGGCGCAGCGCGCGUGGUGGCUGAAGAAAUACAAGGCGCACUCCACGUGCGACAUUCCGGCGCUCGACGAGGCGCUGCCGCAACAACAGAGGCUACAAAAACGCCCGAAUCCCGCCGUUCGCGCCGCGAUGCGCGCCGAGGGUAAAGUUAUCGACCGUCCGCUCGGUCGCGGGAUCUACUUCGAUCCGGACAAGGCGAAGAAGCAACAGAAGAAGGAACGUUUUUGA